CCGAGCGCCUGUGCACUCCGCGGUACAGGCUCUCCCCCGGCACGCCUGAAGGGCGGGUGGGAGUGGGGUCCGUAAUUUUCCUAGUGUUCCAAGGAGCGCAGGGAAGCCACGCGGGGUCGGACUUGCGCUUGCUCGCCCGCCGACCAUGCCCGCGGGCGUGUCCUGGACCACCUACCUGAAAAUGGUCACUGCCAGCCUCCUAGCCAUGUUCGCUGGGGCCCAAGUGGUGCACAGGUACUACCUGCCGGACCUGACAAUACCUGAUAUUCCACCAAAGCGUGGAGAACUCAAAACGGAGCUGUUGGGACUGAAAGAGAGACAACACAAACCUCAAGUUUCUCAGCAGUAGAAACCUCAAACUACAACUCUGCCAAGAACUCUGUGAACAAUAUUACAAGUCUUAAAUAUAUAUUUUUGAAAUUUAUUGAGUCAAUCUACUUGUCCUUAUGCACCUAAAACAAUGCUGACUAUAAGAGCAGGUGCUCAGUAGAUAUUAACUAAUGCAUUGAUAUUUAUUUAUGAUUUAACCAAUGUUUCUUGACAACUGCCAAAGCUUAUAUAUAUCAUCAGCUUCUUGAAUAUGGUUUGGCAGAUAUUUAGUUGUGAAUAUCAUGUGAGAUAAGAGUAUUUGCCAGGACUCCUGCCCUUAUAAUUCUAGAUUGUUUCUCUGAAUAAACUUGACAUAACAGCAAAUAGGAAUUAUAAAUUAACUAUAAUAAAAGUGACAUUGACAAUGCAUAUGGUGAUAAGUUAAUGUUUCUCUAAAUAUUGGAAAAUACUAUUUGUUAAUUAACAAACUAAGUUGAAUUAAGUUAAAAUAUUUAAAGUUUGAAGUUGGAAUUGUGUACAUAACAAAACUAUAACAGUUGUGACUUGGAUUGUCACAAUUUCUUUACCCCCAAAUUUAAUAAACCAUGUUAGUAUUUAAUUUUUCUUAUAAAAUGUAUUUAAAGAUAACUGAAAAACUUAAAUGAGCACGUUAUGGGUUUUGACUCGUAUCCCUCCCCCAAAAAAGAAAUUGAAAUCCCUAGUACAGGUGAAAGUGACCUUAUUUGGGAAUAGGGUGUCUGCAAAUGUAAGAGUUAAGGGGAGGUCAUUAGGGUGGGCUCCAAUCCAAUACGCAUCGUGUCUUUAAAAGAAGAGGAAAAUGCCAUUUAAAGACACACACAGGGAGAACGCCAUGUGACAACAGAAGCAAAAAUUGGAGUGAUGCAGCUACAAGCCAGGGAGCACCACGGACAGGGCCACCAGCAGAAGCUGGGAGGAGUCAAAGAAGGAUGUUACCCAGAGUCUCAGAGUAUGGCCUGCUGACACCGGGAUUUCAGACUUCUGGCCUCCAGAACUGUGAGAGAAUACAUUUCUGUUCUAAGCCACCCAGUUUGUGGUCCUUUGUUGUGGCAGCCCUAGGAAAUUAAUACAAACAUUUCAACACAUUUCUGAGUCUAAAUACAGGACAAAAGUAAUUGAUAGAGCAGUUGGCUUUCUUGUCAGUGCUAUUUUUCCAACAGAAGUUUUUUAGAAUUCUGCAUUCUUAACGAUAAUGCAGGCUUACUUCUUAUCCAGUUAGCAAAUUGCUGCAUGAUGUAGAUCUUUAGUGUUGAAAUCUUAAAAAUAGUAAAUCCCUAAAUAGAAGCACAACACUUUUGUUUUACUCUCCAUAGUAAAUACCCUUUUCAGUUUAAUAGCAUAAAGCAACUAAAUGAAAUGGCUUAUUUCCAGCCUUAUAUACAAGCUCUUUGUUUUCUGCUGCCAUGUCACUUGGUACCGUAUCAUAUGCUUUCAGCACAAAAAGGAUCUCCGAUUGUCAAUGACAGAUGAGCAGUAGCCCACCCUAGGGAAAGGGUCGGGAUUCUCUCGUAGAAGAUGGAAUUUUUAGUUGAGACUGCUUGCUCUUUGCUAGUAUUUUAUUUACUGUGAACUUGUACAUGAGACGUAUCUUCUCUAGAUCAAAUUUUCAUAGCUACCAUUACUUGAAUAUUUUUCUUGGAAAAAAAAUUGUAUAACUUUACAAAUGGUGAAGCUUGCUACAGCUGCCAUUGCAAGGGCUUUGUGUCAGACGGGAAGAAGUUUGACUUCUUUUUUAAUUCAAAGAAUUUAAAAAUGGGUUUCUAAACACUAAUUCAGUAAUUCUAAUCUGGGUGCCUAACUUCCUCAAAGAGUUGGAAUUCCAAAGGUUUCAGAAAAGAUACUUGAUUUAGUACAAAUCAACAAUAAAAUCAUUUUUUAACUCUGAACUAGUUUCAGCAAUUGAAUUUGCUAGGUGGGGUUUUUCUCAUUGCUAACAUUUUCAAAUUCUAGUUCUCCACACUUUAGUACAUGAAUGCCAAAUUGGUGAGCUCUGACAAUGCAUUUUGUAGAUACCAGUGAGGAGCUCCUCAAUCCAUUCCAGAUGAAAGGCUGGGGCAUUGCUCACCCUUUGCAUGAAGGACUCGCCCCUGGGGCACAAGGGGAGGACCCUCCUGCCAUGGAUGAAUGCAGUGGACCAUACUUUAAAAGCACCCCCCAUACCUUUCUUUUAUAGGUACAGAGUGAUUGGUCUGGCUAUUGAGGAAGAGUCAUGAUUUGAACCCAACUCUCCAAUAAGAAUGGCUUCAUGAAGGUGAAAAAUUAAUUUUAUAGUUAAAAUCUUACCUAAAGUAAAAUUAAAAUCUUAGCUAAAGUAAAAAUGCCAUUAUUUCAAUAAGUGCUGAUUCUAAGUGACUUUCACCAAGAUAUAGUUUUCCUUUUUUGAAGUUGACCUUCAUUAUGAAAAAUAUACAUUGUGGUGGGUGUAGGAAUGUGUCAUCCAGAUUCACCAAGGAAAGGCUUGUGGCCCCAGUGCUCAGAGCAGCCUUUAGUUGUCAGCUCAUCAGGAUUGUCCUAGCUAGCUGGCAUUGUUCAGGGCCACCUGGAGGGGCCAUCUAAUGACUGA
Molecule: messenger RNA, 2911 nt
Organism: Rhinolophus ferrumequinum (greater horseshoe bat)
Lineage: Eukaryota; Metazoa; Chordata; Mammalia; Chiroptera; Rhinolophidae
Exons: 3
Coding region: 146-349 (67 amino acids)
Biological process (GO): mitochondrial respiratory chain complex III assembly
Cellular component (GO): mitochondrion
Source: RefSeq, a predicted model, not a curated record